AUGCGACUGCCUGGUGCUGGCUCGGCCAGCAGGAAGUUUCUGCUGGGCAGCAUACUUUGCCUUUUAUGGAUAAAAUUACCCGACCAGCCCGUCAGCGCCUCGGUGGAGACGGAAAUCAUGGAAAAGUGGGCCGACAACUUUGGGGAAGAGCUGUGGGAGCUGGCACAAACGAUGACAAAGGCGAUGGAAAUUACGGCGAAAUACAAAGCUUACAACGCUCGGGUCGAGCACAAGGACGGUACGGCCCUGAUCAAGUCCAUCGUCGAGAACGUGGGUCUGAUGUUUAUCCGCAAGAUGGACGCGAUCAAGUGCAUCAUCAACCAGGCAGAGUACAUGUCGGAACGGUUUAGCUACAAUGAAACGAUGGCCGAAACCUUCGAGUACUACUCCAGCAAGUACUCGAAUAUCGAUGGUCGACCGGAACCGGAAAUACCGGAGACGCUACAGGAGAACCAGUGGAUGUAUCGCAACAUGUCACUGAACUCGGACACGCACUUCUUCAACAUCUCCGUCAACACGGACUACAGCUCGGUGCACGUGCCGCAGAACGUGUACGAUCGCUACCCACGGGUACUGGAGGCCCUCCAGUGGUCCGAGUCGCUGGACGAAGUGUUCAUGCAGAACUAUCAGUCCGAUCCGGCCCUCUCGUGGCAGUACUUUGGCUCGUACACGGGCAUGUUGCGCCACUACCCGGCCCUCGAGUGGAACCGCGAUCACGUUGAUACGUUCGACUGUCGCAAGCGCUCGUGGUACAUCGAAACGGCCACCUGCUCCAAGGACAUCGUGAUACUGCUCGACAAUUCCGGUUCGAUGACGGGCUACCGAAACUACAUCGCUCAGCUAACCGUCAAGAGCAUACUGGACACCUUUUCGAAUAACGAUUUUAUAAACAUUUACAAAUACUCGAACGAUGUGGAUCCCCUGAUUCCGUGCUUUAAGGACAUGCUGGUACAAGCCACACCGGAGAACAUGCGCUUUUUCAACGAGUACGUCCGGGAGCUGCUACCGGAGGGGUAUGCCAAUGUGAAAAAGGCUUUCAUUGCGGCGUUCGAACUGCUGCAGAAGUACCGUGAAAUCCGUCGCUGCAACGAGUCGGUAAGCGGCUGCAAUCAGGCCAUCAUGCUCAUCACCGACGGCGGAGUGCCGAGUAACAUCACGGAGGUGUUUGAGGCGUACAAUUGGUACGAGAACGGUACCAAGAUACCGGUGCGUGUCUUCACCUAUCUGCUUGGCCGCGAAGUGACCAAGGUGCGUGAGAUCCAGUGGAUGGCCUGUCUGAACCGGGGCUACUACUCGCACAUUCAAUCACUGGACGAGGUGCAGGAGGAGGUGCUGAAGUAUGUAAGCGUGAUAGCAACCCCGCUGGUGCUGCAGGGUGUCGAGCAUCCGCCGACCUGGACACACGCCUUCACCGACACGGCCGAAAAUCUUCUAACCGAGACCCAUGACGAUGAGCCCCCGCGGCUAAUGAUAGCCGUCGGGGCGCCAGCCUACGAUCGAAAGGCCAACCACUACAACGAAUCACGAACGGCCCGUUUGCUCGGUGUGGCGGGCACAGACAUUCCCGUCGAGGAUCUGGACGAGCUGACGUUACCGUACAAGCUGGGCGUCAACGGGUACUCGUUCAUUGUCAGCAACAACGGGUACGUCCUGAUGCAUCCGGAUCUGCGUCCCGUCUAUAACGGCCGCCUGAAGGAGAACUACAACAGUAUCGAUCUGACCGAGAUCGAGCAGAUAUACGAUGAGAACAUUACGCGCCAGGUCGAAGAUAUGACGGGGCGCGAGAUGAGCCCGCUGAUACUGGAACUGCGGCAGCAUCUGGUCGAUUCGAAGUUUGGCAACAUGACCAAGCUACCGGUGCGCUUCCACUACGACAAGAUGCGGCGCGUUUCGCUCGAGUACCAGGACUACUACUACGCCCCGCUAGAAAACACUCCGUUCUCGCUGGGCCUGGUACUGCCCCACGAUUACGGCAGCACCUGGAUUAAGGUGGGCGACGAGAUCAAGCGCAACCAGCACAUGGGUAUCAACAUUUCCGACUUCUUCGUCGGCGACAACUGGAAGGUCCAUCCGGAAUGGGUGUACUGUAAGUACCACUACCUUGAAGGGCACGAGUUUAAGACGCCCGAGGACGAGCUGAGCCACUUUCUGGUGCGACUGUACGAGCCAACGUGGAAGUUUUCGCAACAGUACGAACCGGAACCGGAGGAUUUCGAUCAGGAUUCCGAUGAACCCAACUGUGGCCGCAAAACGCUCGAUGACGAUGCGUACUACUGCAACAAGGAACUGGUGCAGCUACUUAUCUUCGACGCCAAGGUCACCAACAACAGUUACAGCAAGUGGGAGUUUGAGGACGACGAUAAGCGCAAGAUCAUCGAGAUGUACAAUGCGACCCUUCGGUUUGUGGCCACCAUGAGCGGGCUCACCCGGUGGCAGUUUAUCUUCGGUGAGGUCGAGGUGGACACGGACAGCGAGUUCGGCGAUUACCACCAGAAAGCGAUCGAUGAAACGUGGUACCGGAGUGCCAUCCUGCAGCACAAGAUCGACCCGAAGAGCUUCGUGUACUCGGUGCCGCACGAAUCGGACCCACCGGAAGACGGCGAGCUGAAGGUGACGGCCAGCAUGGCAAUCUUCCCGCGCGACGGUGGUCUGGAGGCGCCCGGCUGCGUGACGGGCUUUCAGUUUUCACACUCGCUCAUGUACGAUCGGUUCAUGGAGAUCACUUCAAAAACGACGUGCGACGGCUGCAUUGAGACGUGUGCCUCCGAUUCUCGGGAUUGCUACGUGAUCGACAAUAACGGAUACGUGGUGUUGUCGAAAACCGCGAACCACACGGGCAAGUUUUUUGGCGAGAUCGAAGGAUCCAUCAUGCAGUCGAUGGUGGACAAGGAGAUCUUCAUCAUGAUCUCCGUGUUCGAUCUGCAAGGACUGUGCGAGCAUGAGAAGGUUGUCGAAAACGAUGCCAUGGCGUUGAUGCACCCGGUGAAGCUGAUGAUGCUGGGACUGAAGUGGCUGAUUGCGGAAGUAGCGAUCAUGUUGUCCCGGGUUGACUUUUGGGUGCACGGCAUACCGAGUCACGAUUACGGUGGACACGAGUACGAGGACUACGACGAGGCACGCCCCGCCAAGCCGAAGAAAAUUCACGUCGACGAAGAGGAGGAAUACUUCAACCGACCGAAAGAGAUCAAAACCGAGAUCGUAUACGAACCGUGUGAUAAGAAGGCCAACCUGUACGUGAUGCAGCAGGAGAAGUUUAUCAAGGGUGAAGGAUUUUUCUACGAACCUCCUCCGCCAUCGCUGGACAGUCUUCUGUACCCACCGUACUUUGCCAAGCGGAUUCCGCGGUCCAAUCUGCUGAUGAUCAUCGUGGAGAACGAGUAUCAGGCAGAGAGAGUGAUCCUCUCGGCGGCACCGGAGGUGAUCUACCACAACGAUACCGACGGUUUGCCGUGCGUGAAGACUAAACUCAACUUUCUUCCCCGCCGACGUUUGGAAGAGUGCUACACGGAGCACCCGGACGAGGAACGGGUGGCCCAGUGUGGCAGAGGAUCCCGCCUAGCUAUUCAACUGACUGUAGUGAUAUCGACUCUUGUGUCACUGUUGUUAUCUCGAUGUGCCCAAACUCUAGUCCAAUUUUAAGUAGUUCAACCCGUAGAAGUCUGAAGAAGGUUUUUGUACUAAUGCCGGCCGUGAAAGCCGUAAACGGACACUGUGACGCACACGAACUGUGUUUGUUGGAGAGCAUGCACCUCGCGUGAAGUUUGUGAUUUUUUUAGCACUUCAACCUAACGAAACCAACGUUGAAGGGGAGGGUUCCGACGAGGAACCAAUCCUAGAAUCGUAAUGGAUGCUGGAAUGUUACCCAAACAAACCCGACGAGAACCCUCGCUCUAGCCCAGGGAGCCUUUUGUGAAGACCUUAUUGUGACCGAACGGAGCACAUUUGUAAGACUUACUAACCAAGGCACCGAAAGGCGAUGGCUGAACCGAUGGUGUCACCAGUGUACCACAUAUUAUAAAAAAUCACUCUUCCAAAGACUAUGAUGUGAACUGAUGAGCUGCACUCGAGCCUCCAGCCUCACCGUCUGUGACAUUAACAUAGUUUAACUGUUGCACCGUUAACACCAUCCACCUGCUCCAUCCAUCUGGUAACACUAUUAAAGAAACGUGUAUUUAUGUCUCCGGAAGUACCACACCUCCAUUGAUGGUAGCCUUGCCCACCAAGACACUGGUUGCACUUGUCAGGAGAGCUUUAAAUCGGGUUUUAUACUGAAAAUGAGGAGGAGAUUUUAUUGUUCUAUAGUUAAACAAAUUCACACCCACCAUAUUCACGAUUGACACCAUGAAGCAAUCAAAAUAGUGCAAUAUGUAAUCAAAUAGGACAAGCAUCCGACGACACGCUCUUGUUCAGCUCAAGGCUUUGGUUACGAAUUGUACCGCUCAGUUUUGGAGCUUUACUCAGCGCACCCUAAGACAUGUUUUACUACAUUUGUAAGUUCUUUAGCCAAAUUUUGAAUUAAUUACCCCAGUUAAAUCUGAAACCCACCAGUUGUCCCGGGUGCGAUAGUGUUUGGUACCUCUUUCGUGUAAUCCAACGUGUACCCGCAACAGAACGGAACGAAUGUGACCGAAUUUAUUCUCCAGAGUUUUGCAACGGUUCUCAGUAAAACAGGUCAAUCAACAAAACUAAACAAUCAAAUCAAUAGAAAAUGAUAGUAAUUUUUUUGAAUAUUUUAUUUUACAUACUUUUUCUCUCACCCGGACGGUUGUAAUCCAAAAGUCAUUCCCUGUACCAGGGUUUAUGUUGGAUGCCCGAAAUUCAUUAUCAACCAAACGUUGCGAAAAUGGGUACCGUAUAGAGUUCCUCCCAUAUAACUGAAAACAACUACAAACCAACAAACAAUUAAAAAAAGUCAAAGCAACCAAAGAGGAUUCGCGCCGAAGUAUCGUCAUUCAAUCGCGAUAGAAAAAGCGCAAACGGGCAAAGUUUUAAAAGUUUAAAUUUUGAAUUCAUUGAAAGACAAAUUAGUCGGUAUCCACAAAAGCAGUCAGUGUAAAAAAUAAUAUUCUUUUAAGUUUAUUUGUAGGUGGCUUCUAGUUCUAUUUAACAACAUUUGCGGUACGUUUCACGAUCAUUUCGGGUGUUGUUUUUCUGUACACACAACUAAGCGUUUUGCCAUUCCCGUUGGCACAUCAGUGGACAGGUUUUUUUCAAUUUUUAGGAUAAAUUUUAAAUAUCGUAGUCACUGUGUUUGAUCGUUUUACGUGUCACGUUCUGUAUGAAAAAAGAAAAAUAUCCAAUAAAGCCAUUGUUAAGUUUC
Anopheles bellator is the source of this 5320-nucleotide messenger RNA. It is a transcript of the gene Ca-Ma2d, whose product is annotated as voltage-dependent calcium channel subunit alpha-2/delta-3. NCBI's taxonomy places the organism in Eukaryota, Metazoa, Arthropoda, Insecta, Diptera, Culicidae. Gene Ontology annotation, molecular function: voltage-gated calcium channel activity. The record is from RefSeq and is a predicted model, not a curated record. Gene Ontology annotation, cellular component: voltage-gated calcium channel complex. The transcript is spliced from 14 exons. The coding region runs from base 1 to 3639 and encodes 1212 amino acids.